This is a messenger RNA of Talaromyces atroroseus, 1452 nucleotides long. RefSeq lists its product as hypothetical. The record is from RefSeq and is a predicted model, not a curated record. Gene Ontology annotation, cellular component: catalytic step 2 spliceosome. NCBI's taxonomy places the organism in Eukaryota, Fungi, Ascomycota, Eurotiomycetes, Eurotiales, Trichocomaceae. The coding region runs from base 1 to 1452 and encodes 483 amino acids. The transcript has a single exon.
AUGGCUUCUUCAUCUUCACUGCCACAGCAAGCUGUCACUAAACGGCAGGCUGACAUGGCGCUGAUGCCUCCUCCGCCACCUGCCAAGAAGAUCAAGCGACCCUCCACGGUCCUUGACGAGGACACCUACACGGAUGCAUUGUCACAUAUUAUAGCACGAGAUUUUUUCCCGGGCUUGCUGGAAGUUCAAACGAAACAGGAGUUCCUCGAUGCGCUAGAUUCUAAGGACAAAGCAUGGAUCGCAAAGGCUGGCAAGCGACUUACUGAAGUCAUGACUCCUGGAGGCUCGACUAGCAGAUCUAGACUUAGAGGUGCUACUACUGCAACACCUUAUCGCGACAUUUCAGAUACACCGAUUUCGACUACGAGUACAAGAUGGAAGGACGGGACGCCGGUUUCUGUUGUGUCGACGCCUACUGCUACUCCCAGGUCGUCAGCUGGGUCUUUGAAGAAUCGCGGCCCGGAUGUGUCGAAUCUCAGUCUGAAUGCUUUUCAGACUAAUUAUACAAGCGAAGAUAACGAGUCGUUCAAUAAGGUACUGGAUAGUCAGAAUGCGAAACGGAGGGAGAAGUACGCAUGGAAAUGGAGUGGGAACAAGAUCCUGUCUGCGCGACAGAUCGCCCAUCGACAAAGAGAAGCGAAGCGGAUUGCGGAUCAGGGUGGAACUGCGAAAGGCGGCAGCAGUAAUGAACUUGUUCUGUCGACAGACUUGGAUGCUCGACCUGCAGUCCCGGAUACGUGGAAGUCUGGGGUGGAGAAUUCCUUCAUGUUCACGCCUGCCUCUGUGGAGGACCAGCAUGAGACCCGCCAACAGAAGGCGGAGGCCGCUUCGCGAGCUGGGCCUAAGCAUGUUGUGUACGGGAAUACGAGACUAGAUAAUAAUACCAACAAUAAUACGAAUAAUAGACAGGAUGGCUCCUCGGUACCUCCGUCUCCAUCCCUCUCAGCCAUCAAGGACGCAAUUGCAGGACGACUGCGUGGCACUGAUGAAUCGGCCAUGGGAGAAUACACAGGCAGUGAAACACCUCGUGUGAAUGGAUACGCAUUUGUCGACGAGGACGAACCAGAAGAAGACGACGAAUCUGUCUAUGAGCGUCUCAGGCUGCUAGCAAGCGAGGGCUCAUCCGGCGCCGACUCAGCACCCAACCCAUUCAACAUCAAAGAGAACCGGAAAAGAGAAGAGCUGCAUCAUCGAAUGGUUGACCGAGUGGCGCGGAAAAAGCGAGCCGAAAAAGCGGGCAACAUACCUCGGUUUCCUAGCAGUCCUAACCCGCUGCUCACUUCUGCCUCGCGUUUGCGCACUCCUGUUGGCGCCAAAACGCCCAAUGGGAAACCAUUAACACCGGCUGCACAAAAGCUGUUGGCCAAAGUGGGUAGCACACCGAGACAGGCGUCAUCUUCCUCCAGGUUGAGGAAUAUGUGGACUCCGACGGGGGUGACGAAAAGGAAGUAA